CGAAGCCAAGACCGAGACCGAAACCGAACUCCCGUGGGCAUAAAUCUACCCCUCUAGACUUUAUCAUUUAUCCUUUGUUCCAAUCCUUACCUUAGGUACGUAGGCAUUCUAGUUUGCUCUUGUCUCAUCCGUAUCCACAAUGACCAUCAUACACCAUUCCGAAGAGGGACAGGAAGCAACGAUGCAAGUCGCGGAAACCUCUCAGGUCCCCUUUGGCGCCGCCUUCCGCAAGGCACACUUCGCCUUCGGGCCGAAUUACACGCCGCUGAACCACGGGUCGUACGGGACAAUCCCGGUGUCGGUGCGGCGCGCCCACGAGCAGUUCCGCGCCGAGGCUGAUGCCGCUCCGGACCCGUUCAUCGCCCUCGAGUUCCACGACCGGCUCGCGGCGCAGCGCGCCCUCGCCGCCCGGGCUCUGAACUGUGCGAACGUCGACGAGCUCGUGUUCGUGCCGAACGCCACGACGGGCUCGGACACGGUCCUGAAGAACUUGGAUUGGAGGGACGGGGACGUGAUCCUCUGCUACGAGCGCGUGUACGACUCCCUCGGCCGCGGCAUCUCGUGGGUCGAGGAGACGCGCGGCGUCGAGGUGCACGUCGUGCGCGUCGCGUGGUCCCUGGCCGACGACGAGCUCGUGCGAGCCAUGGUCGACGCGGCGAGGCGCGUCAACGCGGACCCGCGGCGGCGGCGCAGGAUGCGGCUCGCCGUCGUGGACACCGUCGUCAGCAUGCCCGGGUUCCGGGUGCCGUUCGAGCGGCUGGUGCCGGCGCUGCGGGCCGAAGGCGCGCUGGUCCUGGUGGACGGCGCGCACGGGAUCGGACACGUCGACAUCGACCUGUCGGCGCUCGACCCGGACUUCUUCGUGACGAACCUGCAUAAGUGGUUCUUCGUGCCGCGCGGGUGCGCCGCGCUGUACGUCCCCGUCAGGAACCAGCAUCUGAUCCGGACGACGCUGCCGACGAGCCACAAGUUCAGGCCCCGGAAGGAAUUGGGUUCCCGGCAGACGACGGAGGGCGAGGAGGGCGAGGCGCGUUUGUUUGCGGAGAUGUUCGAUUUUACCGGUACGGACGACACUACCGCUUGGCUCUGUGUUCAAGCCGCUAUCGACUUCCGUGACAAAGUCUGCGGCGGCGAUGCCGCUAUCAAGAAAUACUGCCACGACGUAGCGCAGCGCAGUGCCGAAGCUGCCGCGGAGAUUCUAGGCACCUCCAUUAUGGAUACCCCAGGAUCCUGCAUGCGAGACUGCUUCUUCGCCAAUGUGAGGCUGCCGCUCGAGCUGGGCACCGACGGCUCCGGCAAAGUUGAUCCGGCGCAUGCGGAUAAGGUCUGCGAUUGGUUCAAAGAGACGGGAAGCCGCGAGAGCGGAAUAUACUUCCAGACGGAGUUUUACAGAAACGUCUGGUGGUGGCGCCUCAGCGGCAUGGUCUACGUGGACGUGGACGACUUUAUAAGGGGCGCCGAGGUGCUGAAGGGACUCUGUGAAAGGGUUAGGAACGGAGAACAUGUCAAAGGGUAGAGCACAAGUCUAGAAUAGAUAGAGGGUGAUAAGUUAGAGGUUGAGCGUCAUUGGAGAUCAAAGCAUUAAACUGUUUGAAUGCUCAUGGGUAGAUUUUCUAAUACUACACUACAAUAUUUCAAUUUAAUUUCCUAAUGGGAAAUCUUCUCGUUAGAGGAGGAUAUAUUAAUCAGUUCGAAGGAACAUCCGAAGCUUAUAAUCAAAUGAAGAGAAUAUCGUGCAAGUUAUUAUUAGGGGAGUAUCCUUCAAGAAAGGAAUCAAUAGCCCUCGACAUUGGCAGCACUUCU
Messenger RNA from Daldinia caldariorum, 1803 nucleotides. Its product is annotated as putative aminotransferase family protein. The transcript is spliced from 3 exons. Lineage: Eukaryota; Fungi; Ascomycota; Sordariomycetes; Xylariales; Hypoxylaceae. Bases 140 to 1516 code for a protein of 458 amino acids. The record is from RefSeq and is a predicted model, not a curated record.